Molecule: messenger RNA, 3101 nt
Organism: Physeter macrocephalus (sperm whale)
Lineage: Eukaryota; Metazoa; Chordata; Mammalia; Artiodactyla; Physeteridae
Gene: PHF21B
Product: PHD finger protein 21B
Exons: 12
Coding region: 1-1365 (454 amino acids)
Source: RefSeq, a predicted model, not a curated record
AUGGCAACAGGAGUGGCUUUGGGAACCAUUACUGCAGUGCCUGUCACGGGUCCUCAGGUGAGCUCCUUGCAGAGGUUGGCCGGGCAAGGAGCAGCAGUGCUACCUCAGGUUAGGCCAAAGACUCUGAUUCCAGACAGCCUCCCCGUCACCCCGGGCCGGGACCGGCCACCCAAGCAGCCCCCAACCUUCCAGAAGGCCACCGUGGUCAGUAUCAAGAACCCCAGCCCAGCCCUCCCCACUGCCAACAACACCGUGAGCCAUGUGCCAACGCCCGGCAGCCAGCCCCGUGCCCUCGCCGAGCCUGCCGCCGUCACCUCUCCUCUGAGCAGUGCCGGGGUGGCCUACGCACUCAUCUCCACCGCCCCCAGCAAUGCCACCGCCAUGGCCCCCAGCACCGCCGUGUCCGUGGUCAGCGACAGCGUCAAAGUCCAGCCCCUCCUCAUCAGUGCCGACAACAAGGUCAUCAUCAUUCAGCCUCAAGUGCAGACGCAGCCCGAGAGCACGGCGGAGUCGCGGCCGCCCACAGAGGAGCCAUCUCAGGGAGCUCAGGCCACCAAAAAGAAGAAGGAAGACCGGCCCCCGAGCCAGGAGAACCCCGAGAAAAUCGCCUUCAUGGUAGCGCUGGGCCUGGUGACGACGGAGCAUCUGGAAGAGAUCCAGAGCAAGCGCCAGGAGCGGAAGAGGAGAAGCACAGCGAACCCCGCCUACAGCGGCCUCCUAGAGACAGAGAGGAAGCGGCUGGCGUCCAACUAUCUCAACACCCCCCUGUUCCUCACAGCAAGAGCCAAUGAGGACCCCUGCUGGAAGAACGAGAUCACCCACGAUGAGCACUGUACUGCCUGCAAGCGAGGGGCCAACCUGCAGCCCUGCGGUACCUGCCCAGGGGCCUACCACCUCAGCUGCCUGGAGCCGCCCCUCAAGACAGCACCCAAGGGUGUGUGGGUGUGCCCCAAGUGCCAGCAGAAGGCCUUAAAGAAAGACGAAGGUGUGCCCUGGACUGGGAUGCUGGCUAUCGUGCACUCCUACGUCACCCACAAGACAGUCAAAGAAGCGGAGAAGCAGAAGCUGCUGCAGAGGGGCGGUGCACUGCAGGGCGAGCGCCGGCGGCUGCAGGAGCGGGGCCGGCGCCUGGCUUCGGCGGUGAAGAAAUGCCUGGAGCUUAAGACGAGCCUGCUGGCCCAGCAGAGGGGCACCCAGUCGUCCCUGGACCGCCUGAGGGCCCUCCUGAGACUGAUACACGGCGAGCAGAUGCUCCAGGUCACCAUGACGACCACCAGCCCCGCCCCGCUGCUGGCCGGGCCCUGGACCAAGCCCUCAGCAGCGGCCAUGCACUCUGCCCUCCAGCACCCCCCGGGGCACAACUGACCCCAAGGGACCCGUCUUCAUACCCACGGAAAGUCACUGGGACCCUGCUCGCAAGACCUGAGGGUUCUGUCAGCCUUAAUUCAUAAACACUAUGAAUUUCAGACAAAAAAUAAAACCAGAGACAGGAAAGAAGGGAGAAGAAGCUGAGUGAGGGUCCUAGAGCCAGGAUGGGUGGGGAUGGAGUCCUGAGCCCUUCAGGUCAGAUGGGACGCCCGGAAGCCAGGUUGGGGCCCAGAGUCAGCUCCCUGCUGUUGGGGGGCUGCCCGGGCCUCCGGCUUCUGGACACAGCUGUCUCCUCGGCCUUGUGCCACCCCCCGCGGGAGAGAGAAGGGCCGAGGUGCCCUGCGGGAGGGGAGCCGAGGACACGACGUAGCCAAGUAGUAGAGCUAGUUAGGGCGAGAGGCGGGUAGCAAAUCUAGGUAGACUCAGCCGCCCGCCCUCACGGGGCGCCGGGCUCACGCCAGGCCUUCCAGAACGCCCGACCCCUGUUGUCAGUGUUAUUAGCGUUCAGAAUCGCAGCUGUUUAACUUGAAGGAAGCUCCCCAGGGGACGCUGCUGUGGCCCAGCCAGGCCUCCGUCUGCCCCCUGGUCUUGGGGGCGCCCUCGCCGUGCGCCUCCCUCCUCUGCUGACUUUUUGGACUCAUCUUGCCCUCGAUGUCUUUUUCUCAUGGAGUUUCUGGGCGAGGGAUGGAGCUGCAGCCACGCCAGGGAGGCGUUUGGCAGGUUUUCUAUUUUGGGUUGAAUCGUUCAACUUAACGACUGAAGCCUUUUCUUUCCUCCUUUUGAAGAGCCGAUAAAGUAUUCCAUUCCUCUUUUCUUGCCAGUACAGACACUAUGCCAAAAAAUAACUUUACCUUUUUGUAUGGCGUUUUUAUUGUGAGAUAUUUAAUGUGAAGGGGACACUUGGUGACUUUUCCUGCUCUCAGUGGUCUCUGCUGCCCGGGAUGAACGGAAAACCCCUCGGGCGGGGGAGCUGCCAAGCUGGAGGGACCCCGAGGGUUUUUUAAGAAGUGGGGGGAGGGGAGGAAGAGAGGGCGGUGGCCUCGGGAGACUGAAGGGUCCCUCUUGCUGUCUCCGCGAGAGCGAAGGGUGCCCGCCGCCCUGCAUCCGGGAUGGGCCAUGCGGGCUUGUCACGCCCACUGGCUUCUCCAGUCCCGAGGGACUUAGCACAACGGGAUGAGCAUCCGGGAGCCACAGGACUCCCACCCCCAGCACAUCACACGGUGCCGAACUGCAUGGAACACACGUGUGCGUGAGCACACGUGGCCCCAGACACGCAUGCACGCACGCUGCCAGGUGCAGAGCAAGGGGGCUGGCCGGAACCCCGCAGACUGCCAUGGUCCCUCCUGUCAAUUUCACGACUCCGGGAGAAACUGUGCUGUACGAUACAGAUCUAUUUUAAUACACUUAACACUGGGUUGAACAAGAUUUUUAUAUUCUUUUAUUGAUGAACAAAGUGAACUGUAAGACACACGUCUUAUAUAUUGGUUACUCUAGGCGCCAAUCCAGUAUUAUGCGUUACUGCGUGGCUUGCGAUGUCAGUGUCUUCACGUUCCUUUUUUUGUUGGUUUGUUUUUCUUCUUGGAUGGAUUGAAUUAAAUUUUUUUAAAAAUGUAACGGGAAGAUAUGAAAGGUUGGACCCGGGAGGGGUAGCUGCCAAUGUGUCUUGAGACUUAGUUUUUUGGACCAAGGAGGACCGUCCGAUGGAUAGUGGGACUAGAGAAAAAGUGUUUGUC